Molecule: messenger RNA, 270 nt
Organism: Corapipo altera (White-ruffed manakin)
Lineage: Eukaryota; Metazoa; Chordata; Aves; Passeriformes; Pipridae
Product: FACT complex subunit SPT16-like
Exons: 2
Biological process (GO): transcription elongation by RNA polymerase II; positive regulation of transcription elongation by RNA polymerase II
Cellular component (GO): FACT complex
Molecular function (GO): nucleosome binding
Source: RefSeq, a predicted model, not a curated record
AACGAGCUGACGGCGGAGGAGAAGCGCCGCGCCCACCAGAAGGAGUUGGCCACCCAACUCAACGAGGACGCCCGGCGCCGCCUCACCGAGCAGCGCGGCGAGCAGCAGACGCAAAAGGCCCGGAAGUCGAACGUGUCGUACAAGAGCGCGGCGCUGCUGCCCAAGGAGCCGCACGUGCGCGAGAUGAAGAUCUACAUCGACAAGAAGUACGAGAGCGUCAUCAUGCCCGUCUUCGGCAUCGCCACGCCCUUCCACAUCGCCACCAUCAAG